This is a messenger RNA of Fraxinus pennsylvanica, 1236 nucleotides long. NCBI's taxonomy places the organism in Eukaryota, Viridiplantae, Streptophyta, Magnoliopsida, Lamiales, Oleaceae. The record is from the annotation of a GenBank genome assembly.
AUGAACAAAUUUGUCUAUAAAUACUGGUGUUUUCCGCGUUCAGGAAAUACAACAGAUGGAAAUGGGAAUAAAGAGUUCAAUGGAUUCGGUAAGACUAAGGUUGAUGAUGUGAUAAAUGGAGUCCUGGGAAUUAUUGCAGCUGCAGUAACUAUUGUAGUUGUUGCAAUUCCAGAAGGAUUGCCUUUGGCCGUCACACUCACUCUUGCUUAUUCGAUGAAAAGAAUGAUGGCCGAUCAGGCUAUGGUUCGAAGGCUCUCUGCUUGCGAGACAAUGGGAUCUGCCACUACAAUAUGUACCGACAAAACAGCCAAUGUUCUAGAAUUGCUGCGUCAAGGGGUCGGUCUUAAUACGACAGGGAGUGUUUAUCGAUCCUGUGCAUCAGGAUUUGAGUUCUACGGUAGCCCCACCGAAAAGGCUAUUCUUUCAUGGGCUGUGCUGGAAUUGAAUAUGGAUAUCGAGAAGGUCAAGGGGAAUUGUAGCGUUCUGCACGUGGAAGCAUUCAAUUCGGAGAAAAAGAGAAGUGGCAUUUCAAUGAAGAAGGUUGAAGAUGACACGGUUCACGCACACUGGAAAGGAGCUGCUGAAAUGGUACUAAAAAUGUGCUCUCAUUACUAUGAUUUGGAAGGAAAUGUGAAUUCUCUCAACGAUUUCAACAGGAUGAAAUUUGAACGAAUAAUACAAGGUAUGGCUGCGAGUAGUCUUCGCUGCAUUGCAUUUGCGCACACGCAGGUUUUAAAGGCAGGUCAUGUCAAUCCGAAUGGGCAGCAAAAGAUUCAAGAUAAUGGAUUAACCCUUUUGGGCCUCAUCGGCCUAAAAGAUCCAUGUCGACCCGGUGUGAAGACAGCUGUGGAAGAUUGUCAAUAUGCAGGGGUGAAUGUGAAAAUGAUAACUGGUGAUAAUGUUUUCACUGCAAGAGCAAUAGCCACCGAAUGCGGAAUACUCAAGAUGACUGAGGAAAUUGAUAAUGGAUCGGUGGUGGAAGGAGUUGAAUUUCGCAACUAUACAGAAGAGGAACGAAUGGAAAAAGUUGAUAAAAUCUGCGUGAUGGCGAGAUCAUCUCCUUCCGACAAACUUCUAAUGGUACAAUGCCUGAAAAAGAAAGGUCAUGUUGUGGCAGUAACUGGUGAUGGCACAAAUGAUGCUCCUGCAUUAAAGGAAGCUGAUAUCGGCCUUUCAAUGGGAAUUCAGGGCACGGAAGUGGAGCAACGUGAUGAUUUCGAAAGGAGAGAUGGAUGA